Saccoglossus kowalevskii is the source of this 609-nucleotide messenger RNA. RefSeq lists its product as uncharacterized. NCBI's taxonomy places the organism in Eukaryota, Metazoa, Hemichordata, Enteropneusta, Harrimaniidae. The record is from RefSeq and is a predicted model, not a curated record.
AUGGCGGAACAUUCAGAUGUAAGCAGCGCUGCUACCGAUGAUUACGACAUUUCAGAUAAUUCAUUAACUUUGUUUGAUACGUCUACGAUCAUAAGGCCGUACAUGUAUGAGCUGAUGGCAGAAGUCAACGUUCGGGACGAUCGUAGUGCCCAACACGUCGAAGAAAACUCGAGUACUCGACUCGAUAAUUUAGAUUGGUGUAAAUGUGGUGGACGAUGCCAAAUAUUGCCUACAAUAAGAGAAUGUGUAUGCUGUAGGGAGGUCACUGUUGUUGAUGCCAAGUGUUUAAAAGCAGUGUUUGAAUUUGGUUUAGAAGAAAGAUUGCAAUGCAUCACGCAACAUUCAGGCUUCCAAUGUGUUAGUUUGAACAAAUUUGUGCUACAAACUGCCUGGUUUCAAUACAGGCAGCAAUAUGACACCCCAUUUGAUGGUCCUGACCAUGAGAGAUAUCGACAUACUGCCUAUCGUCAGCUUGCAAGAUGGUGUUGGGGUUUUUUAGGAAAAAGUGUCCGUGUAGUUCUUUCUGCUUGUGCUGUUAGUUGCAUUCGUGCUCAUUUUCCACCACCAGGUCCUGAAGAAAAUGCAGUCUACAUAGGUCAUCAAUAUUAA